Molecule: messenger RNA, 7219 nt
Organism: Seriola aureovittata
Lineage: Eukaryota; Metazoa; Chordata; Actinopteri; Carangiformes; Carangidae
Gene: mtpap
Product: mitochondrial poly(A) polymerase
Exons: 9
Coding region: 212-1918 (568 amino acids)
Cellular component (GO): mitochondrion
Molecular function (GO): poly(A) RNA polymerase activity
Source: RefSeq, a predicted model, not a curated record
UGGUUACACUUACGGCUAUUAGUCUACAAUAGCUACAAAUUACACAGAAAAAUUAUAACCAACCAUCCAUGCUCCUUUAUUUAUAAUUUUUUAUCUUAAGUGCCACAAUGAUACGUUUUUCAGUACAUGCAGCAGUUGGUUCGAACUGGUAGCUGUCGCUUGCCGUAGACAGAGCAACGCGCACGCGCCCUUUAGUUUCUUCCUAAUAGCAAUGGCGUCCUCCAUAGCGGUGUGCAGGUUACAUAUGAGGGGACGGGGCAGGCUGGUGAAGUGCUUACAGAAGGUCGACACAUUUCUUCACAGAAGUAUUGGAACAAACGUGGUCGCAGCGCAAAGUGAGGCGACUCGGAAAGACGAAAGUGAUGAAAAGGAAAAGGAUGGACGUAAGUCAUUAUAUGUUGUCCAGGCGGAGAGACAAGAACAAGCAGAGAAAUCUGUCCUCAUCAGCUGCAACUCCAGAACCAAUGAGAAAAAGUUCCUCAAGCAUUUAUCAAGACAUGGAGAUAUCAAGAAGCACUUCUUUUAUGAAAGCUAUGGCAUGUAUGCUGUGGUGGAGUUUGUCAACCAGGAAAGUGUUGCCUCUCUGCUUGAAGAGGCCGCCAUCCCCAGUGUCAGCCAUGAAUCCAUGGUGCCUUUUAAGUCGAGACUGCUAUCACUGAGAAACGUUGGCUCUGUGGCGUCACCAAACCAGCAGCCCGGCCAGCAGUGCCAACCACAAACCACCAUUCCCAUCAAUGAGCUCAUACAGAGACUGUCCAGAGAGGAGAGUAUCGACCAGCAGAUAACCUCCCUGACAGAAGCCUAUCAGCUCACAGAGGAGAACAGCAGGCUGCGUUUUCUUGUCUGCUCCCUGCUCAAGGACAUUGCUGCUGCUUAUUUCCCAGAAUGCAACAUUAAGCCAUUUGGCUCAUCGGUGAACGGCUUCGGGAAGCUGGGCUGUGACCUGGACAUGUUUCUGGACCUCGAUGGCAUCAGUGGGAGGAAUAUAAAGAUGCCAAAGUCAGGUCUUUGUCUGGAGUACCAGAUGAAGAGGGCCAACUCAGAGCGUGCUGUCACCCAGAGCAUCCUGUCUGUCAUCGGGGAGUGUGUGGACCAGUUUGGGCCGGGAUGCGCCGGCGUGCACAAGAUUCUCAAUGCCCGAUGCCCCCUGGUCCGUUUUGCCCACCAGCCCUCUGGCUUUCAGUGUGACCUCACAACCAACAACAGGGUGGCGAUGAAAAGCACAGAGCUGCUCUACCUGUACGGAGAGCUGGACCCGCGGGUGCGUUGCCUGGUGUUCACUGUGCGCUGCUGGGCCCGAGCUCACGGGGUCACCAGCAGCAUCCCCGGGGCCUGGAUCACCAACUUCUCCCUCACAGUCAUGGUGCUGUUCUUCCUGCAGAGGAGGAGCUCUCCCAUAAUCCCCACACUGGACCACCUCAGAGACCUUGCAGGUCCCGCGGACAAGAGCGUGAUAGAGGGGAACGACUGCACGUUUGUCAGCGACUUCAGCAAAAUCCAGCUCCACAGCAACACCGAAACACUAGAGCAACUACUGUGUGGAUUCUUUGAGUUCUACGCUGCUUUUCCAUUCAGCAUGAAGUCCAUCAAUAUCAGAAAGGGCAAAGAGCAGAACAAGCCGGAGGUGGCCCCGCUGCACAUCCAGAACCCGUUCGAAAACUCUCUGAACGUCAGCAAGAACGUCAACGCCACCCAACUAGACCGCUUCGUGGCUUUGUGUCAGGAGAGCACCUGGCUACUCCAGAAGAGUGAAACCAACACACCCACUCCCACACCUUGGGGACUGGCUUCCCUCCUCCUGCCCUCACAGGUUGCAGGGAUCAAAAGUCGCAAGAAAAGGAGACGGGAGCCAGCAAGUGAGAGGAUUAAGAGCUUGUUAGAAUCCUUGAAGAAUAAAAAUGAGCAAAAGACGAGUUAAAACAUUUUAAGAAACAAUCAUAAACAAUCUUUGUCAUCAUUUCGUCAUCUUACAGACUGGUGCUCCUGUCUGUCUCAUGUCGGAGGUGAGAAAAGAGCAGGAACAUCCUCUGCAAUGGUUCUGCUGGACUGUAGUUCCCAACUUGAACACUGGAGGGUGUAACUGAAGCAGUGUGUGCAUAUGUUUGGGACCUGAAAUAAGGGAGUGGCUACUGUAUAUUUUACUGUAUACUUACCUGCUCUGUCGUAAUUAAAGGCAAUACUGUGGAAACGAAAAGUCCUACCAGAUAGUCAUGCAGGAGACUGUAGAUUCACAUGUUCAUUUAAUCAAAAUCUGUGUAACAUAUCAAUCUGUUAACACCGUCAAACAAAAUCACCAUGGAUAUUUGUUUUGUAUUUUGUUAAUAUUACAAUAUUGAACAAAAUAAUCAAGCUUUUAUUUUAAACUGAAAACACUCGGGGUGGUUAUUAUCAGGCUCUGACAAAGGCAUCAAAAAUAUAACUGAAUCCAUCAGUAAAAUCAGUUAAAUAAUUAAAUAGAUAGGAGUGUAGAAAGAAAUAUAAACCUCAUACUUUUCCUAAAUCUUCAAUUAAUUGGUUAAAAAAGAGAAAAGCGACUGUUGACUGUUUAUCUUUCACUAGCUCUUUUUUUUUUUUUACCAGUUAAAAGACUUUGUUAGUAGUUAGCUUGUCUAAAAACACUGAACACCAGCAUUUUCACAGCUAUAGCUCCUUAACUGAGUUUAACGUUCAUCAUAAAUCUACACUAGAGCAAGUAAAGCCAAUCGUCCAUACUGCCGCAGUGUCGCUAUAUCAACUCUUGUGAUGGUAGGUAAAGCAUUUUAGCUGGCAAGCCUUUACGCUUAUUAACUGUUCACAUUCACUAGACAUCCUUCCUCAUAGCGUCAUCUUAUGUUACCUGCUGUAAUAGUUCCUGGAAUUUUUAAUUGACGUGAAUAAUUCUGAGGGUAACUGAGUCAUUUCCAGUCGGCCAUCAACCAAGACUAACACUAACUUCUGAAAAACUAUUCUGGGUUCCUCUGGUGUAAUCAUUUUCAAAAUGUAUAAUUAUCAAACACAAGCACAUUUUUGUAAUUGUUAGCUUGCCAGCUAAAAUGCCUUUGUUACUUCAUACAGUAACACUAGAGGAGUACGUGGUAUGUGGAUGAUAAACAUCAACACUGUCUGGUGCAGAUAAGUGUCAUCCUUGAGCCAGACAGCUGAAAAGGCUCAAACAUAUUUAGACGCCAGUGUUUCCAUGUAAUCCUGCUGACCACGCAGUCAUCUCCAUAAAAUUGAUUCUCGUUGAGCUAAGACCAAAAAAAAAAAGGGGAAACUAUGAAGGGAAACUAAAAUGAGCUAGUGAAAGAUAAAUAGAGGAAUAAAAUAAUGUUUUAUUUUAUUAAGUAAUUGGUGGUAAAGGAAACAUUAAAAAGCUUCUUUUUAUUUUAACAAACCAAAUGGAUGUUUAAGGAAAAGACUCCAGUCUUAUACUGAUUUUUACACAGAAUUUUAACAAUUUACUAACAACCAAUCAUCUAUUUAACACGUUAUAUUGUAUACUAAUUAACCCAGUGGUUUUCAAGCUUUUUCACAUCAAGGAUCCCUAAACUGAUAACAGAGAGUGUUUGAAACCCAGGAACCAAAGUAGUCACACAUUCUGUCCUUGUGUAACGUAUGGAUGGAAUUAUAGAUUGAAUAAAUUAUUCCCCUUUUUGCUGGAGACCCAGAGGGGUCCCUGAAAGGGUUCCUGGGGGACCCACCUUUGAGAGCCACUGGUGUAACUGGCAGUACUGUUAAUAUGAUGUAUUCAGUUUUAUUUUAACUUGUGUGACUUUUACUGCCUGUUAUCACUUUCGGGGGUCGGUGGUUUUAAAACAAAUGAUUAUAAUGCAGAAGAAGAAGCAUUUUGUGAAGUGUAACAUCUGGAUACAUUUUUUUUAGCAGCUAAUGAUCUAAAGUGUGACAUAAUGGUGCUCGCGUGUGUCACAUUUAUAUCGAAGUAGACACCACCUCAACUUGGUCGCCUAGCUCUUUGGAACCAAAGUCAGCCAGCUCUGUGGUGAAGUCUGUAGAAUGGAUUGACCUCUCUGAAAACCCAGCGGUUGAUGUGUCAUGUUGAAUAUGUGAAAGGAGACAUACCACUUUAAUUUCUCCUAGACAGAGCGUAGACCUUUAAUUCAGUUUCCAGUGCUACAUGAUGCUUGUGUCUACUAAUCACAUCCCCUGAAAUGUGGUCCAAGAAAAGUCGUUCGCAUCCCAGUUUUAUUUUGAAAGUUAAUAAUAAUCUGAGGAUGUGUAUGUGAGACUGAGGGAGGAGAAAAGACCUAAAGGUGCACGUGUGAACAUCUUAUGAGUGUGCCUGAGUGUUUGUAUAUGUGUGUCUCAGGCCCAUGGGACAGUGUUUGAGGAGAAGGGAGUGUGCAGCCCACAGCUGUUUUUCUGCUUAUUGCUGUGGGAGGUCAGGGGGAGGAUGAGAGGAUAGACUUUUAACUACCUCCCCUUCCCCUCCUACCACCAGUCCACCCUUUGCCACGGGGGCACGGCAUGGGUGGGAGGAAAGGAGUGAAACAGAAGAGAACCCAUCACUGCCUCGCCCCCCCCGCAAACCCCCGGCUUUGAACUUCACUCACUGUCCCUGCCUCUGCUCUCCUAGCUUGCAUUUCUCUUUCAAAUUCGACGUGCCCAUGGGACGGUACCUCUCUCUCUAUCUCAGCCAUCUUUUCCCUCUCCUCUCUGAGUGGCAGAGUUCUUUGAGGUUUGCGGAUUUUGUUUAUUUCCAUGAGUGAGUUUCUGACUGAUGGAUCUGCUCCGGUGGAGCGACAAAGCGGUUAUGAAACGUGGUGGUUAGAGAGGCAGUGGGUGGGGAAAUCAACACCUCAGGGGAAUUUGAUGAAAUGGGAUUGCUGGGUGUUGUAGGGUUCAUUUGAAGGAGCUAAAUGUCAGCACUGUGGAUCCUCUGAUUUGUAUUUGGUGGUUUAGAAUGUGCUGCGUCGUUUUUUUUAAUCUACAGACAGUUUAUGAGGCAAUUAGGAGGAUAGAUAGAAACUGUGCCACUGCCGCUUCUCAGAAGGUUGCCACAGGUCAGCGUCAAGGUUAAUCAUAUUUUUUUUCUAGCUCAUCCCAACAACUGCAAAGUCAAGGUUUUAUGCGAACAUGUCCCAGUGAUAGAGCACUUGAGACUGCGAAGGGACCAAGGUUAUGUUUGGCAAGCCAGCCCAGCAGUGACCUUCCUCCGGGCUGUUUGCAGGCGGCACACCGUGGGUUCUGAUUUAUUAGGAAAACUGGUGAAAAGUCCAAGACGGAUUGGCCCUCUAGCAGGAAGUCCUGAGGUUCAGCGGGGCGAUGGCCAGAGUUUAUGCUGCUGCCUUUUUCUUGGCUCCUAAUGCGCCUUCAGAGCCAGAAAGAAUGUAAAAAGGUGGCCUGAGGGUUUGAAAAAUAUGGGAGGGAUUUAAGGAGAAAUGGUGUGUGUGUAGGAAAAACAAGAAAUGAGAAGGAUCUUGGCGUGUGAGGUUGAAUGCCACCUAAAAUGUUAAAAUCUUGAGCAGCCACUUGCACAGUUGCUGUUACUGUUCGAGGAAAAAGGUUUUUGCUUCUGGAGAACAUGGUGUUUGAUGUGGAUGCCUUAUCCGUUGGAGCACUUUUACAAGUUUUUAUCAAGCUCUCUGAUCAACAUGCCACUCCUUCCACUUACCUCCACCGGCUCCACAAAGACCUGUGAGCCAUGUGGAGAAAGUAAUCUCCAAAGCACUUCCCUUCGCAGUUCCAUGAAUUGUCCCCACAACAUUGUGAGAAGUCAUUACGCUGGUUUCCAUGGUUGAGGGACAAGUGUGCUGGCGGGCCCCUCGGGGACCCAACCUCCCUCUUACUCCCCGGUUUCCCACUUAUCAGCACCACAUUGGCCUUGCAUAGGAUGUGGUGAGAGGGAGCUGGGAGAGCUGGAAUGCACUUGCUGCACGUCGAGGCCCCUGAGGUUAUCACUGUGUGUAUCUCUGGCUGCAGAGUUUCUACUGUGUGUCUGCAGAGGUGUGAACCGGCUGAAAAAUGUUGUUACUGAAAAGCUACAAUCAGGGGGCCCCAGUUAAAAAUGCAGCAUCCUUCCACAAUGAGGUAAACUGUUGGCGACCAACUCGAUAAUCUACACUACGUGUUUACGGUGUAUGGGAAGGCCUGGUACUUACUGUACCCACCAACAGUACCAUUGUUUCAGCGUAGCAUGCAUGGCUGCCUAAUUGGAGCCUGGCACAGAGUUCCUGGCAGCUGAAGCCUCGGUGUCAGCAGCCGUGGUGGGUUGCACAUUUCUUCCUCUCUCUGGACCGCCGAGUCUCUACAUCCAUUCAGCACCGGCCAGAUCAGGCCCCCGUUGAUACAGCGGCUGCAUGCUGUGAUGAAAGGUGAACUGUCACGUGGGUACAAGACACACAUGGCCAUUAUACCACUGCAAUCAGAACACGGGUGGGUAUCCAUAGAAACGAACUCUGUUCAUCUACAGCCGCUCCACCAAGCUCUCCUGGGUGCCUUUACUGUGACUGGAGAAUGCAUGUGCGAUGCCACGUAUAUACAUGUGACACUUGAAGUCCCCAGAGCUCUGGCUGCUGCAUUUAUCCCACCAACAUGCGCUUUGUUGUUUUUUCAAAGCUGCUUUUGUGCGAGGAAGAGCAUGAAACUGGUUUGAUGCACAUUUUAUUUAGUUAUAGGAACUGAGAGUUUAGUUCUUGAACCAAAUUUAAUUAUAGUAAUGCUUCAUUUUACAGCUCUGUAAUUUCAUAAUAAUUUCCAAGGAAGAGUGAUGGAAAAAUCAAAUCAAACUACAGGGAAAAUGGAAUAUAAUAUAAAACAUCACAUAUACUGUAUAAUUCAUGUUGAACUGUGCUUUCUGUGGACACAUUUCUUCUCUUUUCAUGUGCAGCUGGCCUGCUGUCUACUAACAGAAUAUCUGGUAUGCUAACAUGAAAGUAACAGACAUCAGCUCCCACACACUGUUGACACUUGGGAUAAAUAUAAUGAACAGCAUCACUUUGAUACAGAAACAUUCUGCAUUUCCCAAGUCAGCUAUUCACUGACUUUAUACAUGAAAGUGUGUGGAAGUUGAUGUUUAUCACAUUGUAUUACUGUUGAGGAAAAUAAUCACCUUGAACAACAAUUAAAUAAUUUCAAUUAACUGCUACUGUAACACACAGCACACAGGCAUGCAAAGAUCACUUUUCCUUUUUACAGGGAAACUGGAAAUUUGUGAGAAAUAAUUGAACUGUAAAAUCAAGCAACUGUAUUUGUUUUAUGGUGAGAUUGACAUGUAUGAUUA